Ictalurus furcatus (blue catfish) is the source of this 1699-nucleotide messenger RNA. RefSeq names its product WD repeat-containing protein 88-like. Bases 33 to 1229 code for a protein of 398 amino acids. Gene Ontology annotation, molecular function: protein binding. The transcript has 11 exons. Lineage: Eukaryota; Metazoa; Chordata; Actinopteri; Siluriformes; Ictaluridae. The record is from RefSeq and is a predicted model, not a curated record.
GGAACCAGCAGAAGACACUUCGUCUGAGAGAGAUGUCUCAGGCCCUGCUGGAUCCUCUGGCCCUGGAGGAGAUCAAUGAGGAGGAGAAGAAGGAACCGGACCGGAGCUCGUUGUGGGAGCACGAGCCGCUCGCGCAGAUUCCUGUGAAGGUGUUGAGGGGUCACGCCGACUCCGUCAGCAGCUGUCACUUCUGUUUCCAUGACACUCGACUUCUCACCGCUUCCCACGACAAGACGGUGAUCUUCUGGGAUGUGGAGACAGGGGCUCAGCUGAUGGUGCUGAACGGAGGACACUCUGGAGCCAUCACUGCGUGCUGUUUGGUCCCGGAGAAGAACAGAGUAAUAACAUCCUCUUGGGACAAGACUGUAAACGCCUGGGACCUGGAGACUGGUAAACUCUUGUGGACAGUAAUGCAGGGAGGUUUGUUGAUGUCAUGCAGUGUGUCAUGGGACGGGAAGUACGUGGCAUCGGCCUCAGACAUGGAGAACGCUCUGUAUGUCAACUGUGCAGAUACAGGACAGAGACUGCAUUACAUUCCAGGUCAUCAUACGUCCACAGUGAUGAGCUGCAGGUUUGAUGCUCAGAGUCAGCACGUGGCCAGCGUCUCAGCGGACAGAUCCAUUAAAUUAUGGGACCUUUGCUCACACAAAACCACUCUGAGCAUUAACAAUGCCCAUACAAACGUCAUCUCCAGCUGCUGCUUUACACAAAAUGGCCGUUACUUGUGCACAGCAUCGUGGGACCGUACGCUACAGCUGUGGGAUGUGCAAACAGGUUCGUUCCGUACCAGAGGAGCAGAGCAGCUCAGCAAAGGCCACGAUGGAAGCGUCAGCUCCUGUGCCUUCUCCAGUGAUGCCUCUGUUCUUGUGUCAGGAGCGUACGACAGGACUGUUGCAUUGUGGGAUGUGAGGGGACUGUACAGAACUCUGGUGCUGAAGGGUCACCUGGACUGGGUGACAGACGUGGACAUGAGUGCUGAUAAGAACUGGGUGGUCUCUUCCUCAAAGGAUUGUACAGUGCGUCUGUGGAACAUUGAGCAGCAUGAGAGCAUUCCUGCAGUCAGAGAGAGCAGGAGAGCACAUGGACAUGAACCUCAUAUCCUUCAGUGUGAGGAAUGUGGAAAGGUGUUUUCACUUCCUUGCUUGGAGAAAGUUAACUUCAUCACCAAGUGUGUGUUCUGUCGACUGAAGACUCCACACAGAUCUCUACCAGCGCCUCCGCCUCUUUAGCAUCGAGGAAGCUAAUCAAGCUAAUGUAGCUAAUAAAGCCAACAUAGCUAGAGAAAGACCUUCGUGAACUGUCAAAUCGAAUUAAUGACGAUAUAAAGCCUUAUAAGCAUAUUUAAUAUAUCGCUUGACUGUUAAAUAACGAGUUAAACGGUGUAAUGAAACAUAUUUGAGCUCUAAUAUAGUGCCUCGCACUCAGCGGCGCCGUGGCUUAGUUGGUUAAAGCGCCUGUCUAGUAAACAGGAGAUCCUGGGUUCGAAUCCCAGCGGUGCCUUUUGUAUUUCUAUUAAAUCGCCAAAGUUUCUCCAAUGUAAUAUUUUCACAAGGAAUAAACGAACAUUUAUGGGAUUUGCAUGAAUGAAAGUGUGUUUUAUCAUUCACAAGACUCCAAAAUUGUGUAUUAUAGCCUAUAAAACAAUCUACAAGUCAUUCUUCUGAAACAAGGUUGUAUUUAUUUACUGCAACAGCUAAAU